This is a messenger RNA of Volvox carteri f. nagariensis, 4755 nucleotides long. RefSeq lists its product as uncharacterized. Gene Ontology annotation, cellular component: Ski complex. Gene Ontology annotation, molecular function: RNA helicase activity; nucleic acid binding; ATP binding. The record is from RefSeq and is a predicted model, not a curated record. Lineage: Eukaryota; Viridiplantae; Chlorophyta; Chlorophyceae; Chlamydomonadales; Volvocaceae. The transcript has 29 exons. Gene Ontology annotation, biological process: nuclear-transcribed mRNA catabolic process, 3'-5' exonucleolytic nonsense-mediated decay. Bases 1 to 4755 code for a protein of 1584 amino acids.
AUGGAACCUGCCGGUGUUCCGGACUGGCUCCCACAAAUGGAGUUGCUGUUUGGAUCAGGUGGCGAUGCCGCGCUGGUGCCUGCUCGAGGGGAGCUCUUGCCCCCGCUGGUGCAGGCCCCACCCUUCAGCGCCCUUGGUGCCGGCGCGUUCGCUGCUGGUGGCGCUUCCGCCGCAGCCAGCGAAGCCGUACUUGCUGCUGUACGGUCCGCCUACCUGGAGCACGACAUCUCGAAGGCGCUGGCGGCAUCGCUACCGUACAUCGCACACCCCCUCCUCACUCUGUUCCCACGCGCGCCCGCCUGGCCGGAUGUAUCGCUGCCAUCCGCCGUGGUGGAGCCCACGCCGCCGCCGCCGGGGGGCCGCGAGUACGACGUCGGAUGGCAGGUGGUGGAGCUGGCGGCGGCAGCGACAGCGGCACCUGACGGCUCCUCCUCCUCCUCCACCGCCGCCGCCGCCGCCGGCAGGAUUGACAGCUUAGCGUUACAGCGGCGGUUGGCAGCACGUGGCGGCGGCACGGACUCGAACUGGCGGGGGCUCUCGGUGUCAUUGCCGUACAUGCCAGGUGGCGGUGUGGCGGUACUCGCUCCCUCGGGUCCGGCGGCUGCGGAGGCCGCUAGCGGACUGUGGCUGGCACAGCUGGAAGCGGGACUGGACCGACCCAUGGGUCUUCCCCUGGUGGCGGCACCAGGCCUGGGGACCGGACUGUUUGGCGGCUGGGCGGCGGCGGCGGCGGGUGAGGGAGCGUUCGACGGCACGGCGGCGGCGGCGGCCACAUCGGCGCUGCCGCUGCAGCGUACGGCAGGCGUACUGCAACCGCUCCCGCUGACGACGCCGGCUGGUGAGCGGAUCAAGCCGCUGGCGGAGGCUUUGCAGGGCGGAGGCGGAGCAGCUGCCGCAAUCGCUGGAUCUCAACUUGGCGGUGAGGGUACGGCAGCGACUGGAUCUGGAUCCAGAUCCCGUGCUAUUGCGGGAACGUUUGCGGAUCUUUGGUUGGAACCGGAACUGGCGGCAGUGUCGGAGGUCGAAGAGCACGGAGAAGACGCAGCGGAGGGAGCUGGUACGGAUGGUACGGCACGGCGCCGCGGUGGCGGCAGUGGUGGUGUACUUGCGGAACUGGAGACGAGGACGGCGGCCGCGGAAGCGGAGGGUGACGGCAGGCUGGCGGAGGUGUUGGCGGCGGCGGCGGCGGCGGCCACAGCGCGUCUCCCCCCCACCGCAACCAAAGGCCUGCCCGGGGGGCCUACCCCCGAUCACCCCUUCGCCGCCCGCCACAGCAUUCGAAAUGUGGAUGAGGAGUUCGAGAAGCUCCGCCCCCGCCUCGCGCUGCACUACCCCUUUGAGCUGGACACGUUCCAGAAGGAAGCCGUACUGCACCUGGAGGCGGGCAGGAGCGUGUUUGUGGCGGCGCAUACCAGCGCCGGUAAGACCGUUGUGGCGGAAUACGCCUUCGCCCUGGCCACCCAGCACUGCACCCGGGCGGUGUACACCUCGCCCAUCAAGACCAUUUCCAACCAGAAGUUCAGGGAUUUCUCGUCCAAAUUUGAGGUGGGCCUCCUGACGGGUGACGUACAAGUACGACCAACCGCGCCGUGUCUAAUCAUGACCACCGAGAUCCUCCGGUCUAUGCUGUACAAGGGCGCCGACCUGAUCCGUGAUGUGGAGGUGGUGGUGUUUGACGAGGUGCAUUACGUGAAUGACGUGGACCGCGGUGUGGUGUGGGAGGAGGUCAUCAUCAUGCUGCCUCCCCACAUCACCCUCGUACUGCUGUCCGCCACCGUACCCAACGUCAUGGACUUCGCCGACUGGGUGGGACGAACCAAGAGAAAAGUCAUUCACGUGACAGGCGCGCGCGCGCGUACGACCAAACGUCCCGUGCCGCUGGAGCACAGCCUCUACUACGGGGGGGAGAUAUACCCUAUCUGCUCCAGGGAGGUUUUCAACCCGGAAGGAUUACGUGCCACCCGUGGCGGAGGGCCCAACCGAGGGGGGCCCGGUGGGGGAGGAGGGUUUCGGAGCGAGCGGCAGCAGCUCCUAGAGCUGGUGGGGGUCCUGGGCAAGAGGGCCAUGCUGCCGGUGGCCGUGUUCUGCUUCAGUAAGAAGAGGUGUGACAUAUGCGCUGACGCGCUGUCCUCCCUGGACCUUGCCACCGGCUCUGAGAAGGCUGCCGUACACUCGUUUGUGGACCGGUGUUUGGCUCGACUGAAGGAAGGUGACCGGCAGCUGCCCCAGAUCCUACGUCUUCGCGACAUGAUGCGGCGGGGUAUUGCCGUACACCACGCGGGGUUGCUACCCAUCAUGAAGGAGGUGGUGGAGAUGCUGUUCUGCCAGGGAUACAUCAAGGUUCUGUUCUGUACGGAAACCUUCGCCAUGGGGGUCAAUGCCCCCACCCGUACGGUGGUGUUUCACUCACUCAGGAAGCACGACGGAAAGAACUUCAGAUACCUCCUUCCCGGGGAGUACACGCAGAUGGCAGGUCGCGCCGGUCGCCGCGGUUUGGAUGCCGUUGGCCACGUGCUGUUGGCGUGCUGGGACGAGCGGGAGUUGUACGGCGAGAGCGAGUUACGUACCAUGCUGCUGGGUCGGGGGGUGAAGCUGGAGAGCCAGUUUAGGCUCACGUACGGCAUGAUUCUCAACCUGCUUCGAGUGGAGGAUCUGAAGGUGGAGGACAUGUUGAAGCGCUCCUUUGCCGAGUUCCACGCGCAGCGGGCCGCCCCCGCGGGGGCCGCGGAGCUCAGUGACGUGGAGCGGCGGCUGGCGGCGGCGGCGGCCGCCCCCUGGCCCGCCACCUCCCUGGGCUGCUCCAGGGAGGAGGUGGAGGAGUACGCGGACCUGUGCGAGCAGCUGGAAGUGCUGUACGCGCAGUUGCAGGAUGCCCUCGUCGCCAACAAGUCGUUCCAGCAAGCUCUGGUGCCUGGUCGGCUCGUCCUGUACGGCAACCCGGUCAACGGGUUGACCGAGCCGGCUGUCGUACUUGGAGAUGCCCCGGCGCCGGCACCUCCUUCCUCGUCGACCUCCCCCUUGACGAACAAAACAACCACUACCAACAACCUCACAACCGCUACUGGUAAUGCCGUUGGUACGGCAGCGACCAGCGCCGGCAGUAGCAGCGGCCUUGGUCUUGGCAUCGGUACGGCAGCAGGCUCAGCGGCAUCCGGCGACCGGCGGCUGUUCUUGCUCGUCCUGCAUCGGCCCGGCAGUAUGGACGAGCAGCAUGAGCGGCAGGCCGAGCAGGAGCGACGCUCCAGGGAGGGACCUGCGGCGGGUGGCGGUGGCGGCGGCGGCCUUUCACCGGCAGGCUUUGGCGGCAUGACAUCGCUCCAAUCUCGCAAGCAGCAAGAGCUUGAUGAUAUGUUUGGUGGUAUGGUCAAGGUCGGGGAAAGGAUGCUGAAUUGUCGUACAAUUGCUUGUGUCGUCCAUGUGCCGUACGUGUCGUACAUGUACAAAAGGUCCAUUGUGGGAGUCUGCCGGGCGCGACUGCGGCUUGACGGCGCCGACGACAUCCUCUCUUGCGGGGGAGACUGGACCGCCAAUGCCGUACGACGGGCACUGGCGUCGGCGCUCCGCGGUGCGGCACGGGCCGUCGACGAGGCGGCGGCUGACGGCGGCGGCGGCGAGCUUCCGUUAUUGGACCCACGGGUCGAUUUCAAGAUUGCUGACGUGGCUGCCGUACAGGCGAUGCUGGCACGCGCCGCGCUGCAGUCCCGCCGAGCCGCCCUCCGGCCGCAUCGCGACCCCGGGCUGGUGGAGGCCUUCCAGCUUGUUCGCACUCACCGUCAGCUGUCCCGGCGGGCGGCUGAGUUACGACACCAACUCAGUGACGCCAGCCUCCAACAGCUUCCCGAGUUCGAGCAGCGUGUGGCGGUGUUACAGCGGCUGGGUUACCUGGAGGCGGACAGGUCUGUAACGCUCAAGGGCCGUGUGUGCUGCGAGAUACAGUCCACGCAGGACGAGCUGGUUGCCACCGAGGCGGUUUUCAGCGGGCUGCUGGGCGAGCUCAGUCCCGAGGAGGCGGUGGCGCUGCUGUCGGCAUUAGUGUUCCAGGAGAAGUCCGAGGUGGAGCCCCGGCUGCCGCCCUCCCUGGCCUCCGCCCGCGACUCCCUCACCGCCCUCACCGCCUCCCUAGCCGGCAUACAGAGGGAGGGCGGACUGGAUGUGGUUCCGGAGCAGCACGUGGCGGAGGUGCUGCACUGCGGUCUGAUGGAGGUGGUGUACGAAUGGGCCCGUGGCACUCCCUUCUCCGCCAUCACGGAGCUAACCGACGUGAUGGAGGGCUCCGUGGUGCGGGCCAUGGUUCGACUGGAUGGGGCGUGCAGGGAGCUGCAGGACGCGGCCCGGGUAAUGGGCAACACGGCUCUGUUUCAGCUCAUGCAGGCAGCCAGUGCCGCCAUAAAGCGUGACGUCAUCUUCGCGGCGUCGCUUAGUACCCUGGCUCAAAACCCUACCUACCUGACCUACCAACCUACCUACCUGACUCUCACGAACUGCACCCACGGGAACGUCAUUUUGGGUUGGGUAAACUCCCUCUUCACUGUUAAUGUGACAAGCUACAGCCAAUGCUACAGCCACCAAUGGCCACGUCUUACCGACCUCGCGCCGCCGCUACUGCCGCUAUAUUGCUGGCUUCCAUGGUAUCACCUGCUCAAGGUCAACUACUCCCCCCCCCGCACCACCUACAAUAACAUGAUCGCUUUGCCCCCCUCCGGGAGCCCCCCCCCCGCCUGGGGCCUCCUGCCCGCCUCCCUACGGUAUGCAUGA